AUGACAUACUUGGACAUAAAGAUCACAAACCACAAUCUUAGUGUUGGGACUGAUGCUUGCAAACUUAUUGUCAAAACUGUGAUUUACAUCUCCUGUUCUUUUGGUGGAAGAAAGGAAACUAUAAAUUUGAAAGAAUUGGGGCAUUCCGGGAAUCUUACCACUGGACCAAAUGUUGGGUAUUCUUUGUUAUCACCAAAGGCCCUCAUUGAAGUACUCCGGAAACAUAGCACAGUUGUUGAUUGGCUUAUACAACAUUUUAAAUCAAAAGCUGAAGUUUUGCCAUGUGUCUGCUUAUAUGUUGAAUUAGAGUCUGGAUUAAGCUGA
Molecule: messenger RNA, 324 nt
Organism: Sphenostylis stenocarpa
Lineage: Eukaryota; Viridiplantae; Streptophyta; Magnoliopsida; Fabales; Fabaceae
Source: the annotation of a GenBank genome assembly